AUGGCAGCAUUAAAUAAGUUAACAAAACCGAGGAGAAAAAAACGAAUACACCAACCAGAAUCCAGUCCAUUUCCUGUCCCUAUAGAAUCAAUUGAUGGUAAGCCAGCUAGCGAUGACCAUUGGUAUUACUAUACAGGGAACUUGGUUGAUAACUGUGUGUUAGUUACCAAUCCUGGUGAUAUCGCAUUUAUUUAUAAAAUGGGUUUCUUUGGGAAAGGAAUGUUCUCGCGUAGUAAGCCGGAACAUAAAAGAUUUAUUUCUUCUUAUCAAGGAACUGUCAGGAAAAACUUGCCUCCAAAUGAGAGAAGAUUUCAACAACAAAGGUUUCAACAGGUCAGAAAACGAAGGUAUAUGAGACAUCUGGAGUGGUAUAAAGAGUAUAAAGAACAUUUUCCCCUUGAUUUCCGUGGUGAGAAUGAUACAGAUCCUACCCAAUCAACAAGUUUUGAGCCCAAGUACAUGUGCAGUGAUGAAAAUGAUGGACCAACUGCAAAAAAGAUGAAACUAUUUGACAUCAGCACAGGAAAUGAUGAUGAUGAUGGUGCGACACAAACUGAUGAUGUCACAGUAAAAACUGAUGCAGCGAGGACAUGCUCUUCUGUUUUUAAUAAUGAUGUCACAACUGGGUAUGAUGAUGACACUGCAGGAUACAAUAAUGUCACUCCAAGAAAUGAUGAUGUCACUGCAAGAAUUGAUGAUGUCACUGUAGGAAAUGAUGAUGUCACUACUAUGGAAGAUAUUGUCACUACAAGUGACAAAACAGUUAAUAAACUAGAUGAUGUUCCAACAGAAAGUAAAAAUAUUAGUUUUAGGGAUGACAAAAUAGAAAAAUCAGAAUUUAUUGAACAUGACAAAAUAGAAUGUGCAGAAAGAGAAUUAAUGGAAGAUAAAACAAGCAACCAUUUACAUAAACACGAUGACAUUCCCUGUAAUGCAAAAAAUAAAUGCUCAGAUAAUGAUGAUGUCAUUUUGUGCACACAAUGUGAUGAUGUCACCAAGGAUGACUAUAAAAUGGAGAGUUCAGAUGAACGCACAGAAUGCACUCAAUUGUGUGAUGUCAGAAAUGAAUCUGCUAGAAUUGAUAGUACGCAGAUGAGCAUGGAAAGCAGUGAUAUUGUGGAGUCGUCUGAUGAAGCUGAUGAAGAAGAGAUGCCACAAACAACAAUUCCAUCAACAGUGAAAGAUGACAGCCAUGGAAAUAUAAAGCAUAAAAAUAGAAAAUCGAUAAAAAAAGAUGAUCCGUAUCAAGUUUUUGAGUAUUUACAACUUAGUCUAGAAGAGGCUUUCUUCUUGUCCUAUGGGUUAGGCUGUCUGACGGUUCUGGAUAAAGACAAGAAUUCUUUAAAUCUAAGUGAUAUGUGGUUGAGAUAUUGUGCAAUUAAUCCGCGAUUCAUUUCUUCCUAUGCUGUGUAUCAUUACAUACGAAGCAAAGGUUGGGUUCCAAAAACGGGCAUUAAAUUUGGUUCUGAUUACAUUGUUUACAAACAAGGACCUCCAUUCUACCACUCCACCUACUCUGUGUUAAUAUCAAUGGUUGACGAAGACACCCUCCUCUCCUGUGAAGAUGAACAGCGCCCUCUAACCUGGCCAGUUAUCUGUGGAAUGAGCAGGGUCACGGAGCAUGCUGCUAAGGAGAUUAUGUUCUGUCAUGUCAUCAAGCCAUCUGAUAUGACGGCUGAGGAAAUGAAGUCACCAAGAUGUCUGGAGAGACUCAAAGUUCAAGAAACUGUGAUGAGACGCUGGGUAUCUGCCAAAGAGCGUAUGGAUAAGGGUUCCUAUUCUGUGAUUUCAUAAUUUUAUUCCAAGGUUGUAAUAAAAAAAUAUUUAAA
Molecule: messenger RNA, 1829 nt
Organism: Saccoglossus kowalevskii
Lineage: Eukaryota; Metazoa; Hemichordata; Enteropneusta; Harrimaniidae
Biological process (GO): tRNA splicing, via endonucleolytic cleavage and ligation; tRNA-type intron splice site recognition and cleavage
Cellular component (GO): tRNA-intron endonuclease complex; cytoplasm
Molecular function (GO): nucleic acid binding; tRNA-intron lyase activity
Source: RefSeq, a predicted model, not a curated record